Molecule: messenger RNA, 1092 nt
Organism: Fusarium oxysporum Fo47
Lineage: Eukaryota; Fungi; Ascomycota; Sordariomycetes; Hypocreales; Nectriaceae
Exons: 1
Coding region: 105-1007 (300 amino acids)
Biological process (GO): regulation of transcription by RNA polymerase II
Cellular component (GO): nucleus
Molecular function (GO): RNA polymerase II cis-regulatory region sequence-specific DNA binding; DNA-binding transcription factor activity, RNA polymerase II-specific
Source: RefSeq, a predicted model, not a curated record
CCAGGCGCAUUGAGUCACUCAGUCUGAUCUGAUCAGUAGCUGUGUUCUACUGAUUUUACUGCAACUGCCAACAUUAUCAAGAGCAGCUCACAAUUACUGCCGCAAUGACAAUGCACGCAAUUAACGCCGCUGGUCGACGGGUUUCACUCCUUAACGACGAAACUGCUUCCCAACAACAACAACAGCAGCAGCCAACGCAACAACCACCGCUCAGCUUCCACUCUCACUCCAGCUAUGCCUUCACUCAAUCAUACCCCACCCCGGGCAGCAGUUCUUCUUCGCCAAAUACUCCCGAACUUCUUCGUUCCGACUCUUAUGACUCUCAAAUGAGCAACGAUCCUCUUUCUCCUCUGACUCCCAAUGUCGACUACUAUCCUCGACAACAGGUCAUGUACACAAUUCCUCAAGACUACAACAUGGAGGCGAAGCAUGCCCAAUACGCCGAUAGCACCCGUUCAGCUUCCUACGACGCUGAGAUGGUCAGCCAGCCCCGAUCCUCGCCUAUGCCCGAGCGCCCCGGAAAGAGGUAUCCCUGCAGGUACCGCGACACUCAUGGCUGCGAAAAGACCUUCACCACCUCAGGUCAUGCCUCGCGCCAUUCAAAGAUUCACACUGCAGAGAAGGCUGUUCAAUGUACUUUUGCGGGAUGCCAGAAGAAGUUCACUCGCGCCGACAACAUGAAGCAACAUCUCGAAACCCACUUCAAGGAUAAGAGUCGCUCUUCUACUAGCCAGCGCAGCCACAGAACAUCCCUAGCUGACGCUCGUCGUAACUCUACAUCCGGGCGCCCUUCCGCGAGCCGCACAUCCUCGUCCAGAAGCCGACGCGACGCUGAUCCCUAUCCCCUUCCCACGCCCCCGCUGGCCUCACCCAGUGUUAACAGUGGAUCUUGGGAGUUGGGCGGCCGCAACUUGCCCAUUCUCAACCGCCCUGUUGCUGGCAGGACACCUAGCGGUCUGGAUGCCCUCGCUAUGGCCGUAGCAUGCCAGGAGGGCUCCGGUGUCUGAAGUGAAUAAUGCUGGAUCCCUCACCCCUGGCAUUUCUCCUUCAAAAAAAGAUUUUUUCUCAGGCAUUACUCUAUUGAUAAUCUUA